Medioppia subpectinata is the source of this 798-nucleotide messenger RNA. NCBI's taxonomy places the organism in Eukaryota, Metazoa, Arthropoda, Arachnida, Sarcoptiformes, Oppiidae. The record is from the annotation of a GenBank genome assembly.
AUGUUCACUCUUACCAUCUCUUCAUCUCUGGCUUCACUUCAACAUCACUUCAACACAUCCAACGAUGGCAUCGAUUUAUUGAAACAAUUGGAUAACUCAUUGAAACAACGAUCACUGUUUGGCGUGAAGUCGUCGUCCAGUGAUUCCCAAACACAACAAAACACUAAUGAAAGCACUGAACAAAACACCGGCAAAGAAGACAAUGAGUUAUUGUCGCAAAUGAAAGAAGAAAACAAAAAAUUAGUUGAUUUGGUGGCAGAAAUCGACGACAAAUACAAGAGAUCUUUAGCCGACGCGGAGAACACACGGAUCAGAAUGAGAAGACAAGUGGAAGAGGCAAAGAUUUAUGGCAUUCAAGCAUUUUGUAAAGAUCUGUUAGAUGUGGCCGAUGUGUUGCACACAGCCAUCGAUUCAGUUCCCAUCCAAGCCAUCACUCAUGACAAUAGUGAACAAAACAAAGCCCUUAAAUCUCUGUAUUCAGGUCUUCAGAUGACUGAAAAACAGUUACAAAGUGUCUUUAAAAGACAUGGAUUAAUACAAAUGAAUCCAAUCGGCGAGAAGUUUGAUCCCAAUUCACAUCACGCGCUCUUCGAAGCUGUUGUGGCCGACAAAGAGCCGGGAAGUGUGGCUACAGUUACCAAAGUUGGCUACAAAUUGCACGAAAGAACUAUUAGACCCGCAAUGGUUGGCGUCGUUAAGGCCAACAAUUAGUACUUUCAUUCAAUUACUAUCAAUUAAAAUCAUUAUUUUAGUCAAUAUUUGAUAUAAUCUUUGAAUAAAAUGUUUUAAGAGUUAAUA